Molecule: messenger RNA, 3490 nt
Organism: Monomorium pharaonis (pharaoh ant)
Lineage: Eukaryota; Metazoa; Arthropoda; Insecta; Hymenoptera; Formicidae
Product: tachykinin-like peptides receptor 86C
Exons: 8
Coding region: 1785-3107 (440 amino acids)
Biological process (GO): G protein-coupled receptor signaling pathway
Cellular component (GO): plasma membrane
Molecular function (GO): tachykinin receptor activity
Source: RefSeq, a predicted model, not a curated record
UCUGUAAAAUACAAAAUUCUGUAAAAUACAAAAUAUACGAUACUUUCAAUGCAGUAUUGAAAACGAAAGUUUUUCAGAGCUUUCCUUAUUCCGUGAUGUUAAAAUUGAGCUACCUUUCUAAAAAUACAAGCUUAGACUAUAUUAUUUUAUAAAGUCAUGCAAAAUCUGAAAAUAAUCUAGAAAUGAUAUAAAACGUGAUAGCAUAUGACUGUAGCAUAUUUCAGAUUUAACAUGUUGCGAUCAGUCCACGUUAUAUUUUGAAAAACGUGAAAUUUUCAGAUGCAUUCCUCCGCGUAAUAUAAAACAUCUGUUGAAUCUGAAAAGUGUCUCAUCGCACGUGACGCAAGUCUCUCAGCUUUUAUCCUGAGAAAUAGCUAUCAUAAAUCGGCGAACGUGCUGAUAUCCGGUGCGAAUCGGUGCAGACACUCGCGUAUUUUCCCAUCAGCUGACACUUGUGCCCAAGUGGAAAGUCUCGACGUGGUGGGCGAUGAAGGAAAGGGGUGCGAGAAUGCUCAUGGUGCGCACGCAUCACUGAAUGAACGCGCUUUUGAGCCUUUCAGUAUCGCCGACGGGGUUCUUCGGUACGGUACACCGGCUUGCUCCACCUAACAAGCAUUGCUUUUUGACGAUCAUCCGUGAAAUAUAGAUGUCAUUUACGUUAUACGCGCGUCCACAAAUGUCUCCGAUAAUCCUGUGACAAUAAUGCCGACUAUUGACAAAUCGAUCGAUAAAUCACGCAAAUAAAUGACAAAUAUCGAUCGGCAAAAGACAAUCAAGAUUCAACGAACAUGCGGAUACAUAUGUUGUCAUGUUCUCGGACGCAACGUGAUAAACUUUAUUGUUUGUUACUAACAGUGAUGAUGAUUUUAAAACGAUACUGUAUUCAGCAAUUUGGGCUUUCCACUAACUGAGAAGAAAAUGUACUAGUUAUGAAUAAUAUCGUGCAUUUAAAGUGUACAAUGAGUGGAAAGUGCAGUUUAGUAAUGGAAAGAAGUCUUGCAACAAAGCUACAACAGUCGUUUACAACAGCACGUUUCGUAGAGGGUAUUUAAAAGUCCAAGUGGUGUUUUAAUCAUCUAAAAAUACAACGAUAAAUGUUAAUAUGAUACAUCGAAAGAUAAGUGAUUACUUAAAAGAUACUAUAUAAUUAAUACGGUAAAGUUAAAAAAGUUAAAACAAGCAUCAAAUAUUUAAAAGUUUCCAAGAAGAUUAAACACUAAUUGCAAAAUUUAUGUAAAGUUAAAGCAGAUCUCUACAGAUCUCUACAGAUCUAAUUACAGAUCUAAUAAUGUGAUGUAGAUUUCCAAGCGUUUGCUGAGUUAGAUAUCUGCAAAUCUCAGUGACAGAGUAAUCUAUCUAAGAUACAAUCAUUUUGCGUUUAUUCAGACAUUAAAAACGAUCUCAUUAUUAUUACAUCAGACAAUAAGUUUAAACAGAAAUAUUUUUAAGUAAAAAUCGACCAAAUAAAGAAAUAAAAUGUGUUUCAAUCAAGUUUUGUAUUGAAAAAUUAUCACAUUGCUGAUUAAAUAAUGAACUAUAUGAGAUUUCAAUCGCUGCAAAUUUGUAUCAAUUACGUAUACACUGCUUCAAUAAGAGACAAAUAACCAGGUUAAGCUAUAAUAAUGAUAGUUACUCGCCAGUUCAUUGUGCGUCACGUCGGAGGAAAUCGGUAACGGCUUAUAAAAUCGAUUUAACGUGCCGUUUGGAGAAAGUGAACGGAGAGAUAACGAUUGAACAAAGCCUCGGGACUAUCCGUACGAUCGUCAAAGACAACACUUACAAAUAUGAAUAAUCUAGAACAUUUAUAUAAUUGCACUGCAUCGAUUCUGGAGCGUAAUGUCACAGUGUUAUUACGACUUAACAUUAGUGAGCUUCGUUAUUUUAUCGAAGAUACGUUGAAUAAAUCUACUAGACGUGAUAUUCUGAGGCAGAUGCUUUUGGACUGCAUUCUCGUUAAUCAGGAACGGCCGUUCGAUUUGCCAUGGUGGCAAAAACUCUUCUGGUCUUUGAUAUUUGCGGUGAUACUGCUGGUCGCAACUGGUGGCAAUAUUAUCGUUAUGUGGAUCGUACUUGCUCAUCGGAGAAUGCGUACCGUAACUAAUUACUUCCUGGUAAAUCUUUCCGUUGCGGAUCUUAUGAUGUCAUUGCUCAACUGCGCCUUCAACUUUAUCUUCCUCCUCAACUCUAAUUGGCCCUUCGGAAUGGUGUAUUGCACCAUCAACAACUUUGUAGCACACGUGACCGUAGCUUCCAGCGUUUUUACUCUCGUCGUAAUUUCAUUUGACAGGUACAUGGCCAUUAUGUAUCCACUUAAACAUCAUAUGUCUCGUAAGCGGACAGUGAUUACUUUAAUUUUAAUCUGGGGCAUCUCAUCUAUCCUAGCAAUACCGUGUCUUUUAUAUUCCACAACAACAUUGCGCAGAUAUUCCAACGGAACAACUAGAAUCUCUUGUUACAUAUUGUGGCCUGACGGUGACUAUUUACAUAGUAAAACGGAAUAUUGCUACAAUCUCCUAUUCCUCACUGUAACAUAUCUAGUUCCCAUGUCAGUGAUGGCUGUCUGUUACACGGGUAUGGGACGAAAGUUAUGGGGGUCAAAGUCGAUUGGUGAACUUACGCAUUAUCAGAAAGAAUCUAUGAAAUCUAAACGCAAGGUUGUAAAGAUGUUCAUUAUCGUGGUGACAAUAUUUGCAGUGUGCUGGUUGCCAUAUCAGGGAUUUUUUAUUUUUGUGUAUCAUCAUCGUCAUUUCGCAGAAAGCAGUUACGUGCAACACGUAUAUUUAAGUUUUUACUGGCUCGCUAUGUCCAACUCUAUGGUAAAUCCAAUCAUAUAUUACUGGAUGAACAACAGAUUUCGAGUUUACUUUGAAUUGGUAAUUUGCAAAUGCUGCUGCGUGAUAGAUCGAACAAAUGUACAAACCCAUGAAACGCAAGAAUUGGCGGGGUUUCAACGUUCAGAACUCAUACCAUGUAAUUCAGGUCGUUUUAAAUCUACUUCUGUCAGAUGGCGACAAAGCGUAGCUGAAAGUCCGGUACAGACCUUUAGAAUGAAUUCCCGCACAAUGUGUGAAAGGCUGCAAACUAAAGAGGACGUUGCUAUAAUCUGAAUUUUAGUUUAAUUAAGUUAUACUAUAAAAACAACGUUUCAGAUAAUCGUAAUAUUACCAUCUUCAUGUUUUACAACGAGCUUUGCCAUAAGCAAUUAUCGAACGUAUUCUGAGUGGCCAACAAAAAUAAGUUAGUGAGUAUAACAUUCUUUUUCUUUUAACAGAUAUUAUUUUCUUAAUUAUAAAUAAGACUGACAAAAUUGUAACAAAAAAAGUUCGAUAUUAUUUAUAAUAUUCAUUACUUAAUAAUAUAAUUGUUAACAAAUAUACGUCUUUCGUAUAUUUAUGAUAACAUUUCAUUCUCUUAGAACUGUUAUCAUUACAUUAUGAUAACAAAUUCUGUAUAUAUUAUGAAAUAAAGAGGAUUUGUUUCCACGAGCAAA